GUGCUGAAUGUGUAGGUGUAUACUUGAGAUAAUGGUGCUUCUACUUCAUGCUGAUUGGUCGACUAAAAAUCGGGCAUGUUGUCUUAGACUUUGAAGAAAGGCUGUAAUGCUGCCAACUUGAGGGCCAGUCAUAAUAAAUAUCAUUUGACCUAGUCGACCUCGGGACUGCCCAGUCGACUUCAGGUUUAGUCGCUCUGUGAUCUACUAAACUUGACGAUGCAACCUACCUUUCGACGGGUGUGGGUGUUAAACACUUCAAGACCUGGUUUGCUGUGGAGAAUGGCAUCAGCACGAGUGAUGAUAGUGCGUGGAUCCCUGCUGUUGAAUGCUGUGCUGGUACUGUACCUGUGUCUCUCAUGGCUGUCCACCACGCCUACCCGCCCUGGAUCGCUAACAAGAGACUUCUCUUUAGGCACACCCAAUUCUCUUGAUGGCCAUCAUGUUGGUUUGGGAGUCAUAGAAUUUAAUGAUGGGGUUAAUACCAACGGUGAGGGUGUUAGCCAGAAUUAUGUUCCUCUGGAAUUACCUCCACCUGAAGCUGUGGGUAAUGGGCUGAGUGAUAGUGAAGUAAGAGACAUCUCUCUUGGUGGACGUCGAACACUCGGGCAGUUGCCUGAACAAAUACGGCAGGAAGGUGUGAAGAAGGUAGUUCAAGGUGACAUAGAGCCAGUGCCUCAAGUAGGUGUAGAGCAGAUACCCCAGACUGGAGGUGUAGAACAGGUACCUCAAGGUGGUGUGGAAGCUCCUGUAGGGGAACAAGAGGAGCCUCCUAGGGAGGUCCAAGAGAGUGCAGGAGUGACUGAGCAGCUAGUUGCGGAGCCUCUUGCUAUGGAACCUCCUGACCCUCCACUGGAUUCCAUGGAACGCAAGAUAUACCCAGACUUACGAGAGUGCUCCACCAGACCACAGCGUCCUUUCUACUACCAGCGGGGUGACUACUGGGUCUUGGAGAAUUAUAUUCCUGCUGCCCUUUCCUUUCGCUGUGAUGAGUCCAUCACCUACACCACUCAUGCAGACUACACCUUUCUUGAUAACCUAGAACCUCUCACCUCUCGCUGGCAGGGUCCUGUAAGUGUGGCAGUGUAUGCACCUGGGGAUGAUUUUAAUGCCACCAUCAACACUAUUCUUUAUCUGCGAGAUUGCUGGGCAGAGGGCAUAAAGAAAUAUGUCACCUUCCAUCUAUUUUUUCAUGUUUCUCAUACACCUAAAAAGGUUCCAUCCAGUGAAGAGUUAUUGAAGAGGAAGACUGACUGUGCCCUGGAACCCCCUCGUUGGACUAACAUUACUACAUACAGGCAGCAAAAGAAAUUGUUGUAUCCUGUCAACAUAGCGAGAAAUACUGCUAGACAAGCUGUUCAGACCUAUUUUGUUUUUCCAUCAGAUGUAGAAUUGUAUCCAUCAAUCAAUUUCAUUCCAGAAUUCUUCAAAAUGCUCAAGCAGCCUGAUGCAUCCAAUACAACAAAUCAGAGAGUGUUUGUCUUUUCUAUUUUUGAAGUAAAGGAAAAUGCAACAGCUCCAGAAACUAAAAGUGAACUUCAAAAAAUGCUUAAAAAAGGAGAUGCCAUUCCUUUCCACAAGAAUGUGUGCGCCAAAUGUCACAAUGUACCGAUGUCUAAAGAAUGGGUUGCAGCUCCUGUGAAGCCUGGCAUGUCUGUGUUUCAUGUUGGAAAACGAAAGCCACCUUUUCACAAAUGGGAACCAAUUUAUAUUGGGACCAACAAAGAACCUUUGUAUGAUGAGCGACUGUCCUGGGAGGGUAAAAGUGACAAAAUGACACAGAUGUACAUCUUGUGUGUUCGGGAUUAUGAGUUUCACAUCCUUGAUAAUGCAUUCUUGGUCCAUAAGCCGGGUAUCAAGAAAGUACACAAGGAUCCAUUUCGGGAGAAGAUUGUGGCCAAGCAGAAUAGUGCCAUUAGCAGCAAGAUUUUUCCCGAGUACAAGACAAUCUUUGGUUUCCGUAAGAGCUGUGUUAUAUGAUCUAAGUUUCAGUAUAUUUUUAGAUUUUUCUUUAUUUUAAUGAAGCUAAUUUUAAUGCUAAAAUGUAAGUGUUGCUGACCAUUAAUUGAAUACAUGAAGUCAAAAUUUGAAACAAUCAGUAUACAGGUAUAGUGUAAAAUUUAAUCUGAACCCUUGUGCAUAGUUGUGAAGUGCAUAAGAGAAAAACAGACCAUAUUUUUGGUAAAAUAAUUUAUAUGGAAGUGAUCGCUUUCUGGCAAAUAAAAAAAAAAGUUGUCUUCAAUAGUAACAUUUUCAGGAGUAUUACUUCUAGCUAACCAUAUCAAGAGCUCUGUGAUGAUACAUAUGUAAUACUGUAUUCAUGCUGUAUAUGCAUAUAUUUUUUAAGUUCUGAUAAUGAAGUAUUAUGUGAUCUUUAUAACAUUGUUUCUUAAAGUGAUAAAUUAUCUAAUGCAUUUGGUAAUUGGUCACCAACUGUAUGUUCUUGAAUGUGUAUGGGCGGCCACUUGUGUGUACAUGUUGUAUGUGUGUUUGUGUCUUAAACUUUCUUUUUUAAUGAGUUUGUAACAAAAGUUUUUAAAUUUUGAUAUAGAUUACCACUUUAAUUACAAGUUUUCUAAUGCUGAAAGGUUAGAAGGUGCUUUUCCUUACUGUAGUUAGAAUGUUACAAAAAAAUCCUUUCUAAUAGUGUUACGGAAAAGAUUUUGAUGUGUGAGUUAUACAUUGAUGUAAGGGUAUUGUGUGUGCAUAUAAUAAUUUGUAUAUAUUGAUAGGUUUUAAUGUAUAUAUAUUUAUUGCCCAACUGUCUUCCGUCCUCCUUCCUUUGGUGCCUUAGAUUAGGCUUGCACUGAAGACAGCAAAAAUUUAAUACAUAUUUUUUUGUAAUCACAAGUGUGUCACAUGUACUCUACAAGAGGUCCAAGAGAACGUGGUGCAGGUAGCCUCGUUUUCCAUUAAGAAUGAGAUUUAUGUGUAUGGAGUAAAUUUUUUGAUUAUCAGAAACUAAUCAUCUACAUAGUAAUUUGUCAGGGAAAAUGAAUGAAAAGAUAUAAAAGGAAGUCAUGACAGGCAGGCAAACUGAGUAAAUCACAAUUUGAGUAUCCUAAGCAUCAAGAACACAAGUACCCAUGAAGUGUGUGAUGGGAGAGGUGCGAGGCUUGGCUCACAAGGAGGGUGUUCUGAGGGUUGAUGUUAGAGUCCCAAAAAUGGACAGUAAAAGGAACAGCAUUAAGGUAUUUUGAGCAUGGAGAGGGGACCAAGUUAUUCAUUAUCUGGUGCAGAAAGCUUGUUUGGCUUAUCAAGUUUUCCCUAGACAGUGGCCGACCAUCCCUAGGAUGCAUCCCACAGCAGUCUAUUAAUUUUCAGGUACCUGUAUAUUGCUAGUAAGGUAAGUAUCAGGAGAAAGUGCUAAGCAAAUGUUGAAUAAAUAGGAGAAAGCGCCAAGCCACCAUGACUAUACAGCGCUGAGUACUAAGCGAAUGUGACUACUGUAUAUAUUACUUGGGAGAUGAACAUAAGAAUGAAGGUAACUGCAGAAGGCCUAUUGGCCCAUACGAGGCAGCUCCUAUUUAUAUCCACCCAAUCUCAUUCAUGUAUAU
Procambarus clarkii (red swamp crayfish) is the source of this 3554-nucleotide messenger RNA. Its product is annotated as beta-1,4-glucuronyltransferase 1. NCBI's taxonomy places the organism in Eukaryota, Metazoa, Arthropoda, Malacostraca, Decapoda, Cambaridae. The record is from RefSeq and is a predicted model, not a curated record.